AUGCGACAAAAUACUACCCACCUGUUCACGGUGCGCCAAGUGAGUGGAAUGGUGUGGAAGCAAUAUUAUACACCGCGGCUUGUUGUUGAUCACUUCUGCCGGAGUAGAAAACUUUUACGAUGUGACUAUUCCGCAAAUGCCAGCCUUUUGGCCUUCAGUCCACAGCAGUUUUGUCCAACGUUGAAGACUCAAGAAGUAUGCAUUUGGUAUCUUUCGUCUCAUAGUCGGAUUCCUCUUAUUCAAGCCGUUUCUGAGGCUGCUUUCGGAGGGACUGGCGCGGAGUGUUUGAGCACAGUAACGCAACUAGUCUGCGAACUGUUUCUCGACAGCGGGUCGGGCGUUGAGGAGGUCGUGAGAAGAUACUACGCCAACAUACAUCCCUGGUUUCCGAUCAUCCAGGAAGACCUCCACUAUUUCUUGUCCUCGACCAUCACCAGCCUAGGAAACCAUGGCCACCUAUUACUCUCUAUGUAUCUUGCAUCUCACCCUCUGUGCGAGCACGUCAGCGAAGUUGCUCACAAUCCUCUCUAUCUGACUACCAAGCAAAUGUUUCUGGCCAUGCAGACAUCGAGCAUUGGGUCAAUCCGGCUGCUCGAAAGUGGUCUGCUUAUUGCAGUGUAUGAAUUUGGUCAUGGACUCACCGAAAAGGCCCACCAUACUGCCAGUUCUUGCCUAGCUAUAUAUCGAAAUCUAGUUGAAACACAGUUUGGCCGAGAGCCAAGUUCGACAGAGGACUUGGCGGAGAUCCGGACUUGCUGGCAAGCGAUCGUGCUUCUUGACCGUUUAAUCAAUUUUUCCAAGACUAUCAAUGCGAUUACGACAACACAAACGCUUUUCCAAAAAGACUCCAUUCUUUGGGAGUCCAUCUAUAAUUCAAGCAUAUUGCCAGCCUCUACGACUAAAUACCAAGUUCAAGGAACAUUAUUAGACAUGGAAAUGGCAGCAUCUAAUUUCUCAAUGCUAUACCGCGUUUCAGUCCUCCUCGGUGAUAUAUUUGAGCAUGUGGCACAAGUAACAGCGGGGAGAAAACCAUCAACACUGUACAAGGACCUUGAGAAGGAAAUCAGCCUCAUCACCUGCAACAUGAUCGAAGAAGCUGGCACCGCCAGCAUAAAGUUUUGCGAGGCAUCGCCCUCGCUCUUAGAAACAACGCAACGCAUGGUCCUUGACAUGAAUAGAACGGCAAGUUGCAUCUUGGAAAUUAAAGAUGCUUCCGCAAUGUCUCUCAUGGGCAUUUAUUGUGUUUGCUCUGCAGGCGUGCUUCUUGUGCUGGCAUCUCAAAGAGUUGACCAGAUAAGCCUUGCGGAUUCCGAUAUGGCUACUAUUCGAUCCAAUCUAGAAGCUUUGAAUAGACGAUGGGGGAUCGGAGGUAAUUUUCCGAUGAGAGCCUCGUUGUUAACUUUUUUUGGAACUAAAAUCUCUCUAGCUACGUAUCUACAGUGUCUACGUGAGGAUCCAGACUUCGAUGGCUCGUGCUAA
Clonostachys byssicola is the source of this 1479-nucleotide messenger RNA. Lineage: Eukaryota; Fungi; Ascomycota; Sordariomycetes; Hypocreales; Bionectriaceae. The record is from the annotation of a GenBank genome assembly.